CUAAAAUUGGUUUCGUGAUGAGGAAAGGUGAAGGAGCACAGCGUUGCGAUCUGUUGUCUUGUCUUCUUUGGAAAAAUCACAGAACUCUUUCUUUCCUUAUCUACAACCGAGGGAUACCAAUCCGAACUCAUUUUGCGUCAUGAAAUUCAAUAAUUAGACGUUUUAUUCUCAAAAGGAGACAUGGUCGAUUGAACAUUAAUACGACAUCCAGCCAAAAACUUAAUAUUUUAAUCACAUUUAGCCCAAUAUUUUUUCCUAAUAGAAAUGGAUUCGCUCAUCACUUCCACUGACUUCCAAAGUAACUGGACAACCAACUCCACUGCACAGAAUGAAACCGAGAUAUACUGGAACCAGUUUGUGCAACCGGUUUGGAGAAUAGUGCUCUGGGCAGUGGCUUACAGCACAAUUGUCAUCGUCUCCGUGGUGGGCAAUAUCACGGUGAUAUGGAUCAUUUUGGCGCACAAACGCAUGAGAACCGUGACGAACUAUUUCCUCGUGAACUUGGCAUUCGCUGAAGCUUCAAUGUCCGCAUUCAACACCGUUAUAAACUUUGUCUACUCCGUGCACAAUGAAUGGUAUUUCGGACUCUAUUAUUGCCGAUUCCACAACUUCUUCCCCAUAGCCGCCGUCUUCGCUUCUAUAUAUUCAAUGACCGCGAUUGCACUCGACAGAUAUAUGGCCAUCAUUCAUCCCCUGCAGCAGAGGAUGUCUGCAACUCAGACGAAGGUGGUCAUCGGGGUCAUCUGGGUGCUGGCUCUUCUGCUGGCCUUCCCCCAAUACUACUACUCCGACACAGACCAGCUGCCUGGCAGGGUGGUAUGCUACAUCGAUUGGCCUGAGUACACUGUUCUCGACUUCAAAACGAUGUAUUUUGUGUGCGUAGCAGUGCUGAUUUACUUCCUCCCUCUCCUGGUGAUGGGCUGUGCUUACCUGGUGGUGGGUUUGACUCUGUGGGCCAGUGAGAUCCCAGGAGAUUCAACUGACCGUUAUCAAGAGCAGCUGAACGCCAAACGCAAGGUGGUGAAGAUGAUGAUUGUGGUGGUAUGCACGUUUGCUGUUUGCUGGCUCCCCUAUCACGUCUAUUUCCUGAUUCACCAGUUCUACCCGUACCUGUUUGAGCAUCCCUUCAUUCAGCAGGUCUAUCUGACUAUCAUGUGGCUGGCAAUGAGCUCCACUAUGUACAACCCCAUUAUCUACUGCUGCCUCAAUGACAGGUUCCGUGCCGGAUUUAAGCAAGCAUUCCACUGCUGUCCAUGCGUCCCUGAGGGAUCCUACGAGGGUCUAGAGCUCAAGUCCACCCGGUACCUUCAAACCCAGACCAGUUUGUACAGGGCCAGUCGAAUGGAGACCACUGUGUCGUGCGUGAUGCAGCCUUGUGAAGAUGGCCAGAAGGUCACGUUUGGGAGCAUCAGAGGGGCCGCCGGGAGGCCACCAGUUCACAGCCCCUCCAGGGAGCUCACCUCCAAUGGCUCGUCAUCUCGCAGCAUCUCCAAAACCGUGUCGGAGACCUCCAGCUUUUACUCUAGUAACAACCUACAAGAAUGAGAGUGCAAAAGCACAAGAGUCAAGGAGAUCGAAUGCCACUGUUUUAGUGGAGAUGUAAUCCUCUUCAGUUCUCCCCCCAGUGUAAAUCUUGAGGAUUACCUUGAGUGUGUGCAGAUGUGUGUGUUUUAGCUGGUUGAGUACACACACGCUAAGCGUCUUCAAUUUCAAACGAUCCUUCAUCUUUCAUUCUUGACACAUUCUAUUCAUGAGGUUCAUAACUAUGAUUAAAGGAACAUUUACAUUGAUUUUUUGGGAAAUGCUUUCUUACCAAAGUGAUGUACAUGACAUAUUGCUUUGCGCUGGCUUAAAUGAGAGCAUGAUUGAUCGAUCCUGCAAUCACUGAAGACAUUUUAAAAGUUUACAUUAAUGGAAAUGUGAUGCAGUGGAACACUGAAUUUAUUGAAUAUGACCACUUAUAUUGGUCUUGCUAACAACAACCCAACUAUAAUAGGAAUAGGAAUAUCAGCGGAAGUACCCGUCUUAGUCCCCCAAGUCUCUAAAGAUGGCCCACCCGGCUCAAAUGAUACCAGAGUACAUGUUGUUUCUUUAGUGUUUUAUCUGCAGGUGUGAGAUGACCGCAGACUUCACAGCAUAUUUUCUCUGUAAGCACCUUCAAAAUCUCUAAACUGGCUGAGACUGAAUAAAAAACAGGGCAGGGAUCAUUCUAUUGAAAAUGUUUCGGUGGUUUCACGGUCAGUUAGAGCAAUGAUCCAGCCUGUGAAAGGAAAAUGAACCGUGUCAGUUGCCAAUAUCAACACCUUGUAGCUACACAGGCAAAUACAAAAGAACAAUAUUAAAUGGCUUUUCAAGGUGUGCCUGGAAACACAAAUGCGUGGUGGUGAAAGCUCUGAAUGCCUGUCCUGAUUUUGUGUGCUCUGAAUAAUAGAUCUGGAGAGGAACAUAUGUGAUGCGCAGAGAAUUUUUGUACUAGGGAUUUUUUUCUUCUUCUGUCGAUUAUUAUUUUUCUCUCCCUGUCUGUUUUUUUUUUUCAUAAUUGACCCUUUGCUACGCUCUGCCACUUAGUUACUGUUGCCAGCCUGGUGACUGCGGCUUACUCCUUGGAAAGAACUAGAGAUUGGAAUGAAGUGGUUAGAAUUGAUUAGAUCUUAUUUUUAUAUAGGAUAAAAUGAAUAAUGACAUAUUUUUAUCUGCUUUUUUAAAUGAUGCACUCAGUAAUGUGAUAAAAUGCUGCAGAGACCGCAAGUUAAAACCAAGCCAAACACUUCUCAGUCAGCUGAAAAGCAAUAGCGAAUACAUGAAAACUUCUGAACACUACAAUGACAUACAUUUACAAUGACAUUUGCAAGAAAAAAAGGAGAAGAGCAUAAUAAUUACCAUUACAAUUAGAUUAAGUACUAUUGCAAUAUUCCUUCAUAUAAAAUCUAUAUUAGCACUGCUAUAGGUGUUGCGGUCGAGAACGAGUGUCUCUGAAAUCUUGGCUACGUUUUCCAAAUGCAUCAUAAACAGUGAGUGGGUCAUUAAAUCAGCAGCAGCUCCCAUUUCAAUCUCUAGAUACCUUUUUGUGUCACUUGACCUCUGGCAACAAAAGAAUAAUAUGUAUUCAAGUAUAUCUCAGUCAGACCAGGAGGUUGGGGAAUGGAGUGGGGGAUAGUAAACCGAACCCCACAGUUACCAGUUGUGAUUUUGGUGGCUCAUUUCGAGCUGCGCCUCUGCAGUGCCUUUCUAUGCUGCAUACUCAGAUAUUUGCGGGUCUGGAUGGACACAGCAGUUGCUGACUUCUGAGGUAUGAUUAGUCAUUAGGCGGAGCUUAGCCAAGUGCCAAUUCUGUAGUUAUUCUGUUGUACAAGCAUUCACACGCUCACAUUCCUCUCAAGGCCAGAGUAAAAUUAGCCCUCCAGGCACCUCCCUUGAUACAGUCACAGCAAUAUGAUACUGAGGGUACACAGGAUUAUGGGACAAAGGGGGAGGUUGAAGUGACCACCUGCUGCUGUUCUUGACUGGGAUUGUGACAGUGGUGUCCGUUUCCCAAAACAGAGGUCCAUGCUGUUCUUAUGUAUAAUUGUAACAGACUGGCUCGUCACAUGAUUGUGGGUCUGAGCUCUCAUUGUUCACACAGUGGCAGCAGGCUUGUUAUGGUGCAAUAUGUUCAGAAUAUUUCGGACGGUAAAUGACUGUGAUCUGAAUGUGCCUGACUGUUGGGCAGGUGCUGACAGCUUAUUCCAGGAAUAAAUUA
Messenger RNA from Carassius gibelio (silver crucian carp), 3739 nucleotides. RefSeq names its product substance-P receptor-like. Lineage: Eukaryota; Metazoa; Chordata; Actinopteri; Cypriniformes; Cyprinidae. Gene Ontology annotation, biological process: positive regulation of flagellated sperm motility; G protein-coupled receptor signaling pathway. The coding region runs from base 265 to 1545 and encodes 426 amino acids. The record is from RefSeq and is a predicted model, not a curated record. The transcript is spliced from 5 exons. Gene Ontology annotation, cellular component: sperm midpiece; plasma membrane. Gene Ontology annotation, molecular function: substance P receptor activity.